AUGGAAAACACCCAAGAAAAUUCAAGCAUUGAUGCAAAGUCAAAAAAUUCUUCGAAUCCAGAGCCUAAUAAAUCAAAACCACAGCCAAAAGAAGUACUAAAGCAGAGGCUUAUGUUUGCAGUUUUAUCUGUAUUAAAUAAGCAAUGCAAGGUCAUUACGAAGUCAGGGAAAAGCCAUCAAGGGCGUUUACAUAGUUACACAUCUGAGGGAGCUUGCUUGCUAGAUUGCAAGUCUGAAGACGGAAUUAUGCCGAAACAAAAAUUUUUGAUGAGUGAUAUUUUAUCACUUGAGUUUAAGGGCAUUUCAGUAAUUUCCUAUCGAAAAUUUAUAAUUAAUAUGGAAAAAUAUGUUUAUGACACAACAUACGUUUGGGGUUACAAAAUCAAGCCCAGACACUUAACCCUAACCCUUAGCACGUCGAGCAGCCUCGUAGGGUGGGUAGCUUCUUGCAAAGUUUAUAAUGAUUGCCAGAUCAGUUAUUAGCUAUACGGGUUAUUUUAAAUCACAGUCUGCUACUUUUUUUCUGUGUCCCCACUCUCUUAAUUGCCGAAAAAGAGCGUCGAGCCCGCCUGUGCUCAUAGGACCCUAUGGCAUAUAAUAGAGGAUUUCUCGAUCUAGUCAACACUCUUGUGUCGUAAGAUAUAAGACUCACCCCUAGAGAAGGCCACUGUUCAAAAUAGGGUCCGUCUCAGCUAGCAAGCUAACAUGAUCGAAAAAUGUGGUGGCUUCAAAUCUGGAGAGUCUAAGCCCUUUAAUCUUAAUCUUAACGUUCCCGAAAAUUCAAGACAGAUAAAGAAAUUUCAAGAGCAAGGACAAACAAAGAAAGAGAAUUAGAGAAGUUUGAAUGUGAAGGCGAAGAAGAUAUGCUGGAACAAAACAAUACUAAAGGCUGAAAUCAGUUCGAAUUCAAUGAAAAAAAUUUUGGUGUCAAAAGUACUUAUGAUGAGAAAUACUACACAACAAGCUUGGUGAGUGAGCACGAAUUGACUGAAGAACAAAUUAGGAGAGCUCGCAAAGUUGAGAUGGAGCUAGAAGGAAGCAAGGGGGAUGAAGCAUUAGAAGACGAUGAAGAGGCCAUGUUUGGAGCUGUCCGUGGAUCCGGGAGAUACAAAAAUGAAAAAAAAUCAAAAAAUAAGAAAAAUAAGCAGAAUGCACAGGAAAAAAGCGAAAGUCAACCUGCAGAAAGUCAAAGCCCAACCCAAACCUCGGGUGGAAAUUUAGGCCAGAACUCAAUAGUCACAGGAACUCCUAAAGACCAUUACAAACAAGUCAGAAAGGAGCUCGUUCAGCCAAAGCUGGAGAAAUAUUCAAAUGUAGGCGAAUCUGUAGGAUCACUCAAUUUAAUACUUGCAACACCUGAGCUCCCAGAGGAAGUGAAAGAUGAGUUUUCUAGGUUUAAGAGAUCCAAAGAAAAGAGCAUUUCUAGGGAAGAAGUUGCAGAAAGCUUCAAGGAUUUUUCGAAAAAGCUUGAUUCGAAAAUAAGGACUUGGUCAAGAGUAAGAGUUAUUUACUCUCCCCCUGUAAGAGAGUAAACUAAGGUAGCUGAUAGAUGUUUAAAAAUUAAUAGAAUCAACUGGAUUUCAUUGUCAUAAUUAUUAAUUAUAUAUCAAAUUUUGGAGAAAUUGCUAGAUAUCUUUUGGAAAAUUAUUUGCCUAGUAAAUAGGCAAUAUAAGCUAAGUUAUUGCUAUAUAUCAAAUUAUUAUUUAUAUCACAUUUUUUUCCUCUUUAAUUUUCCAUAAAAUAGGGGUUUUCUAAUGAUUUUGCUCGCUAUUAAGCUAAGUUAAAAGAUUUAUACCACCAUAAGCGGAAUAACUACUGCCGAUUGCCUUAUUUCGGCUCCAAAAUUCAAUCUCCAUAUAAUUCGGAGUCCAAAGAAGAAAAAUGAAACAGGGCCCUUUUGAAUUUUCGAUCUGAACCACCUUUCAAAGAGACUUCCUCAAGCCUGAAGGCCUACUACAGAAACAAUAUUUACAGUUUUAUUGGAAUGGGUAUUACCUCCAUAGAUAGGAGUGCGCCUCUGAGUCCUAUUUCCAUCAAAAAAUUUUAUUUCUUUCGCUAACUAAGUGUGGAGGAGUUAGAAAAAUAGUGAAAUCACUGAAACAUCAAAAGAGUCAAUUGAAAGCACUAUAGCGUUACCGCUCAAGCCUCCAAGCCUAAUUAUGGGGUAUUUGGAGAAUUGGGCUAGCUCGGAAAGAGAUACAGAAUAUGCGCGAUGGAGCUAA
Blepharisma stoltei is the source of this 2222-nucleotide messenger RNA. NCBI's taxonomy places the organism in Eukaryota, Ciliophora, Heterotrichea, Heterotrichida, Blepharismidae. The record is from the annotation of a GenBank genome assembly.